GUGGAAAGAGAGACUGGAACGGUGAGAAGGGUUUAAACUUAUUCCUGAAGAAAGGAGCACCGAGACACAUGCCACGAAAGCGAAGUAUGAGGUCUAUCACUAGACAUUUGACAAGAAAUUCUGUCAAAUAAGGGCAUGAAGAAACAUCUGGAUGAGAACCUAGGACAGUUUACUCUCUGAAUGCAUACACGAAAGAAAAAAACAAACUACUUGUAAAUACCUAGUGCAUAAAUCAUUGCACUGAUAUGUAAGCAUGUUGUCAGGUGCUCAUUAUCGCAACACAUGGGAUGCAGUGUUUGCAGGACUCGGCUGAACUCGGGCAGAGCGCUGUCCAGAGUGCCGCUGCCUUUUACCAUGCUCUUGCUUUUUAUCUAUCUUUUUCACUGCUUGAGUGGAUUUUGCGACUCGGCACCAAAAAUCACGGAUCGACAAAAUCUGAUGAGCCACGACAGACCGGGUAAAGUGCAGGCAGUGCGCGCGGAGCGCCUCUGGAACGGGACUGGGUCCGCUCACUAUAGCGCGCUCUCCGAGCCUCUGGAGUCGGACAACGGCGGCGGGGAAAGUGGGAUCCCUGUUUCCAACACGUACGGGAGUAAGAAAUUUCCCCAGGCCAUCAUAAUUGGCGUGAAGAAAGGAGGCACCAGGGCGCUGCUGGAGUUUCUGCGCGUCCAUCCAGAUGUGCGCGCUGUGGGCGCCGAGCCGCACUUCUUCGACAGAUUCUACCACAAGGGUCUGGAGUGGUACAGGAACCUGAUGCCAAGGACCCUUGAUGGCCAGAUCACAAUGGAAAAGACACCCAGCUACUUUGUCACCAAAGAAGCCCCUUCCCGUCUGUGUGCUAUGAACUGCAACACCAAACUCAUCGUGGUGGUUCGGGAUCCAGUGACCAGAGCUGUGUCUGAUUACACACAGACUCGGACCAAAAGCCCUGGACUUCAGUCCUUCCAGACACUGGUGUUCAAAAACUCCAGCUUGGGAGUCAUUGACACCUCAUGGAGUGCUGUGCGCAUUGGCAUGUAUGCCCAGCACCUGGAGAACUGGCUCCAGCACUUUCCACUCUCCAGCUUCUUGUUUGUAAGUGGGGAGAGACUAGUGAGUGACCCGGCCGGUGAGGUGGGCCGUGUGCAAGACUUCCUGGGUCUCAAGCGCAUUGUCAGCAACAAACACUUCUACUUCAACCAGACCAAGGGCUUCCCAUGUCUGAAGAAGCCAGAGGGAAGCAGUAGGCCACGUUGCCUGGGGAAAUCCAAGGGUAGGACUCAUCCUCACAUUCCAACAGAUGUGCUUCAGAAACUCAGGGAGUUUUACAGACCCUUCAAUCACAAGUUCUACCAAAUGAGUGGCCUUGAUUUUGGCUGGGACUGAAGCUUUGGAGUUGGAUUAAAAAGGCAAAAGCCAUUUGCACAUUUCAGUACAUUUACUUCAUUUACACACCCUCUAAAAGGGAGGAAGUGUGAAUUAAUAUAACCAGGGGCAUUCCUAGAUCAUCCCAUGUUAUUAAAACAUUUAGUAAGUAUUCAACAGGUUCUAAUAAGGUUAAUUAAGUCUUCUGGAUCCUAAUAUUAUGCAAUGCACUGUAUAUCGUGCAUACUGCAAGGUGUUUCUUUCUAUUACCCACUUUGUAAAAUGGAAAAAGUGUGAGGUAUCUUCAUUUAACCAAAUGUAGUUCAUGAAUGAUAUACUGCGUAUAGUAAUAUGCCAACACUGAAAUGUUUAUCAUGAAAAGACGUGUCACUUAAAAUAGCUAACUAGUCAGAAUGUUAUGCAUUGCACAGCAUAAUUCAGUCCUUUCAGAUCUAGUGUAUGACAGUAGGGACUUUACAAGACAUAUACUGUUUUCUGGAAGGUUCUUUGAAAAGGUUAUCAUGUACUGUAUAUUUAAUUUUUUUAAAAUGUAAAUAUAUUUAUCUAUUGCUAUUAUACUGCAUAAGCAUUCUUUGACCACUAUUUUAAACUUACAUCAUUUAUGUUUCACACCAAUCAUAAUUAUUUGAUUAGCCACUAUUGUUACAGAAUAAUAGGUUAUUUGUGUGGUUAGGAACUGUACAAUAAAUUACUAUAAUGUGAUCUUUUAAGAAAGGUGAUUGUUGGAAACUAAAGUUUAAAGUUUGAUAGAGGGUGUCAUGAUGGUGCAGCAAGCUGCAUUGCCACCUAACAGCUCCAGGGUACUGUUUGUGUGGAGUCCCAUGUCCAAGUGUCCGUCUGGAUUCCCUCGGGGUUUUCCAGUUUUCUCCCACUUCCUAAAAACAUGUAGGUGGAUUGGCUACUUAAAAUUGGCACGAAGUGUGAAUAUGCGUGGACAUGGUACUGUCCAAUGGGCUCGCAUCUCAUUCAGAGUGUAUCCAGCCUCACACCCAGUGCUCCUGGGAUAGGCUCCAGAUCUACCACCACCUUGACCAGGAUAAAGCGAUUACUGAAGAUGAAUGAAUGAAUGAAUGAAUGAAUGAGUGUUUGAUAGAAACAUUAUGCACAGUGCAGUCUGAGUUGUUUAAAUCAAACUUGGCUUACACACAAUAACUGUCCCACACAUCUUGUACAUAUGUUUGGUCAUUUACAGUGCUAUUUACAUUUACAGUAGAUGUAAAAAUACCUUGUGGCUUUCAAUUAGAUUUGGUCUUUACACAGUUGAAAUACAUGAACUCAAAUUGGAAAUACGAAUGUAUUCCACAACAUACUUUUACAUACAUUCAAUGGACAUACACUUUCCUGGCUACCUAAUACCUUGAGUAAUGGGUGUCCUUUUCGCAGAGGAUGCAUGGGAAUAAAAAAAACAAAAGAUAAGCCUCAGGCUGAAAAUGUGUAGCAUCUCCCUCUUAUUCCUUUCGUCUUACUUACUGAUGUAUAAUGUGCUUAGGCCUCUAAUUAUACAAUAUUUCAGAAAAGCAUUGGCAAAAGCACUGCCUUUUUGUUUUUCCCAUUUCUUUCUCUUUUUGUGUGUAUGUAUACAGAAACAAAACUCCAUUUUGUUUGUAGAUGAUGUGUAGAUGAUUUGUACAGUUUUGAUUUGUGUGGCUGUUGUGGCUGUACAUAGACAUAUACUGUGCAUUGCUAAUUUUCUUACUUCAUUAAUAUUGUUGUAAUGCCAUACGCAUAUGGUGUACAUGGAGGACCAAGUCUGUCUAAAUGAAAAACAAAUACAAUAAUAAUUACCAAUAAGACCAUAAAUAAAUACAAUU
Messenger RNA from Pangasianodon hypophthalmus (striped catfish), 3176 nucleotides. RefSeq names its product heparan sulfate glucosamine 3-O-sulfotransferase 6. Lineage: Eukaryota; Metazoa; Chordata; Actinopteri; Siluriformes; Pangasiidae. Gene Ontology annotation, molecular function: [heparan sulfate]-glucosamine 3-sulfotransferase activity. The transcript is spliced from 2 exons. The coding region runs from base 283 to 1365 and encodes 360 amino acids. The record is from RefSeq and is a predicted model, not a curated record.